Adineta ricciae is the source of this 2250-nucleotide messenger RNA. The record is from the annotation of a GenBank genome assembly. Lineage: Eukaryota; Metazoa; Rotifera; Eurotatoria; Adinetida; Adinetidae.
AUGAAUACCAAUGAUGAUCUUCAUAAUUACGAAGGUUUACUAUUAUCAUCAACUUCAUCGAAUAAGCGGUCAUUGACAAAUCAUUUUGUUGAUUAUGUGAAGAAAACGAAAUAUUUCGUCCCAUGUACAAUGUUAUCCCCAUCGAAAACGGCAAUCAGCGAAAAGCCAACGUCAUCAUCGAAUCAUUCCAAACGAGGUUCAUUAUGUAUUGCAUAUUCAAUUUCCAAUGAAAAUCAAACAGAUGAUUUCACAUUAAUCUUACACGUAUUACGUGCUCGGCAAUUAACAAAUCUGAGUGAUUCACCGAAAAUGAAUACAUUCGUCAAAGUAACUUAUCCUCAGCACUAUGAACAAUGUUCGAAGAUCAUCCAAGGAACAACUUCUCCAGUUUACGAUGAAAAAUUUGAGAUACCUUUCAAUAAAGCCAAUCUGUCAAAUUCAUCGAAACGCCUAACAAUAUCUGUGUAUUAUCAAUCGAUAUCAAACAAAAAAAGUGACUUAAUCGGAUGCAUGUCAUUCAAUAUGAAGACUCUUCUUAAAACAACCAGUUGCAACAAGAAUUCAAUGAAAUUUAAGUGGUAUUGUUUGUUACCGGAGUCAAUUGGAAGACAUAAACGAGUGGCAUUGAAUGUUGACAACUCAUCUUCACAAAUGAGAAAAACGAAUCGAGUUUUAUCGAAGAAAUCCGAGAAUUCUAAUGGACUUCUCAUCAAUGUUGAUAUCCAUGAUCGCGAUGAAAUUCGAUUUUCAUCAGGAUUUCCGUGUACGAUAAGUGAAGUCAAAUCCGCUAUUGGUCCUUCAUGCACUCGGCCAAUGUCUGGUGAUGUACUUUUACAAGUAAAUGAUAUCAAUGUUUCACGUACACAAGCCAAAGCGGUAAAGAAAUUGAUCAGAAAUUUACCGUUACCCAUUACUCUUCAAUUGUAUCGUCGAUCCGUUGAAUCGAAUGCAGUUAAAAUCGAUAAAAUUGUGAUGAAUUCUAUUGAUCAACAUGAACCGUUGAAUCGAAAUUUGUUCUCACCAACUCUUCGCAGUAUGGAUUAUCAACAAUCUUUAUUAAUGUCACCAAUCAAUCGCAAAACUUCCGAGUUACAAAGCGAUGGAAGUGAAUCAGGUGUUGGUUCAGAAAGUAAUCCAUAUUCCGAUGGCGAUCAAGAAAAUCGAUUUCAAUUCAUUUCGGAAUCGUAUGAACGUGAUGUGACACACUUGAUCGACAUUGAAAAAGAUUUUAUUAAUCAAAUUGAACUUGGCGUACAGUUAUAUUCUCGACCAUUGAAACACUACUUAAUUUCCUCGAACGAACACGCGAAAUUAUUUCAAAAUAUCGAAAAGAUUCUCGCUAUUUCAAGAUAUCAACUAAGUCGUUUACAAAUAUUAUCUGAACGAACAAUUGUGGGCUCGAUUGGAAAGAUUUUUCACGAGAAAACUCAAUUAAUUUGUGAAGCAUUCACCCGUUACAUAUCGGGCUAUGUCGAUGCCUGUUCUCAAUUGAAACAAUUGAGAAAAUGCGCUAGUUUCCAACGAUUCAUCCAAGGAAACCAUUCGACACUCACAAUUGAACAGUUCCUACAAAUACCGUUAAAUCACAUCGAUAAUCUCGCCAAUCAAUUAGAUGUUUUAUGUUGUUCAUGUGAAAAUGCAAAUGAUGCAAAUUAUCUUCUUCAUGUUCUCAAAGAACUACGUCAAUGUUCAUUACACGUCUCAUCAUCGUCUUCCUCCUCCUCGUCAUCAACAUCGACGAGUCAUAAUCAUUGCACGACAACAAUGUCAUUGAACAGUGCCAGUGGAACAUCAUCAUUAAUGAACAAUACCGAAGAUAGUGACAUCAUUGAAUUGCAAAAUCGUCUUCAAUUCACCAAAUCGAUUCAACCUGUGGUACUGACAGGACGAAAUCGUCAUAUUAUCUUCUCCGGUGUACUUCGAUUGCAAAAUGAAAAUAAAAACUACAUUGAAACAUGGGCUGUCCUUCUAAAUGACAUGCUUUUAUUAACACAACGGAAUACCACUGAUACUCGCUUGACAUUGGUUUGCAAUGCGAUUUAUUUGAAUGACAUUGUCGACUUUCGAUCAAGUGAUGAACGUCAAGAUGCAUUGAUAUUUCUGUCAGAUAAACCAACUAUGCCAUAUAAAAUCCGUUAUCCAAGUAAAUGUUUACAAUACGCAUGGCAAACAAUACUUGAACAACGUUUGAAAACUUGGCAACGAUCGAUUCAUGAUGAAACAUCAUCAGCAGAUUCCGAUCUCGAUUGA